AUGCCUCAGGCUUCAUCAUCAUCAUCAUCUGCACCGCCGCCCAAGCGGACAAAGUACGAUGAGCUGGGCGCCAUUGAGCCAUUCUACACAGGCUCGGGAUCGACGUCGCUGACCAGAAGUGGACGAUAUCUGUUUACGGCCCUGGACAAUGAAGUCCUCUGCUCAGACGUCGAAGAUGGAGCGGGAAGAGUCAUUGGCAGGCUAGAGCCCGACGGCGAGGAGAUCUCGUCGAUCAGCGUCACACCAAACGGUUCGCACGUCUGCAUCACGACUCGUGCAGCCUCUUGCACCUUGUACAUCUACGCCAUCAACAGCUUUGCGCCAUUCACCGCCAGUCGCACACGCUCGCAGGCUCGCGCCCACGAUGCGCCAGUCGCAAUUUCGCACGUCGACUCGACGGGCAGCUUGCUUGCGACGGGAAGCGCAGAUGGAAUCGUCAAGAUGUGGGAUAUUCACGGCGGCUUCGUCACUCACGUCUUGCGUGGGCAUGGCGGCAUCGUCUCCGCGAUCGCAUUCGCCAUCGUAGCUCAGAGGUCACGUCUGUUCACAUCAUCGGUGGACGGCAGGAUACGCGUCUGGGACCUCAACGACCGACCCAAGCAGGGGGCCCAGAAGCCAAUUGCCACACUCGGAGGGCACAUGAGCGUCGUACGAGGGCUCAGCGUCAGCGUCAGUGGCAAACGCUUGAUCAGCGGUAGUCGAGACAAGACGAUCUGUACGUGGGAAAUGAAUGCACGAGGGGCUUGGGCAUUGAAGGAGACGAUUGCCGCCAGCGAAGGGGUUGAGGCAUGCGGUUUUGUGGGCGAGGACGAGGAAGAUGUCUUCUAUACCGGUGGGACGUCGAGUCAGGUCCGCCUGUGGUCGUUUCGUUCGGGCAGUGUGGUACGACAGCAGCCUGCUGCUCCAGCAUUGAGUGGAGCUGGGCACGAUGACGAGGGGGAGGGGGAGUUGCAGGGAGUCGUAGGCGUACACCAAUCAGAGACAGCCCUCGUUUCGCUUCACGCCGAUUCGAGGAUGAUUUGGCGGUCGCCCAUCGACCUCGCAAGACAACGCCAGCUCGUGGGCUUCAACGACGAAGCCGUGGACUCGGCACUACUGGGCAACCACCUCGCUGUGGCAACGAACUCGUCGGCCAUCCGCAUAUACCCACUGCCUGCGCUCGGCGGCAGCGAGCAGCAACCUGGCAGCGUGUCUUUGCUGCCUAGCGAGCCGUCACAGCCAGGCCACACCGAGAAUGUUCUCAGCAUCGACGCAAGCGCAAGCGGGAACCUGUUGGUCAGCGGUUCAAAAGACCGUACUGCGAGAAUAUGGGCGCCGAGGGAUGGAGAGUGGCGCUGCAUCGCCGUUGCGGAGGGACACGCGGAGUGCGUCGGUGCCGUUGGCUUUUCACGCAAGGUCUGGCCUGACGAAGAGUUGCCGCGCUUCCUCGUCACGGCCAGUCAGGACCGCACUGUGAAGGUGUGGGACCUCUCACCGCUCGCAAACGCCACAUCAUCGCCCCUUCGGCUGCGCAGCUUGGUCACCCUUCGCGUUCAUGACAAGGCCAUCAACUCGCUCGAGGUUGCACCAAACGACUCGCUGCUGGUCACGGGCUCGCAAGACCGCACUGCCAAGGUCUUUAAGCUCGCCUACAGUCCGCCUUCGAAGGCAAAUUCGCAGACAGCCAGCGCCAAACUUUCCCCGCUCGCGACGCUCAAAGGCCACAAGCGCGGCGUCUGGAGCGUGGCGUUUUCACCCGUGGAUCCGGCCAUCCUGACGACAUCGGGCGACCGCACCGCCAAGCUGUGGUCUCUGCGCGACUUUGCCUGCGUCAAGACGUUCGAAGGUCACUCCCACUCGGUACUCAAGGGGCGCUUUUUGCAGGGCUCCAAGGGCACGCAGAUUGUCACGGCAGGUGCGGACGGCUUGGUCAAGCUGUGGAACGUGCGCGAUGAAGAGUGCACAACGACGAUGGAGGCGUCGGAAGACCGUAUUUGGUCGGUCUCAAGCUUCGGGAGCGGUGAGGGCUUGGCAGUCGCUGGCGCGGACGGUCAUCUUCGCUAUUACAACGAUGUGACGGAGCAAGCUCAGCUCGAGGAGCUCAAGGAGCGCGAAAAGGGCGUCGAAAGGGAGCAGCACUACGAGAACCUCCUCGCCGUGCACGACUACCGUGGGGCGAUUUUGAUCUGUCUCGCUGAGGGCCAGCCGAAGCGUCUGCUCAACCUCUUUACGAAGGUGGCUGCGUCGAAGCGGGCGCGCGAUGUGACAACGAGCUUGAUGGACUUGGCCCUCGCCGACGACAACGCAGCCGCACCCGAAGAUAUCACGGGUGUGGACGAAGCUCUCGCCACGCUUCCCGCCUCUCACCUCGGCCAGCUGCUCAAGUACAUUCGCGCCUGGAACGCCUCGAGUCGCACGGCGGGUGUGGCGCAGGGCAUCCUGCACUGCCUGCUCCGAUCGUACAGCGCCGACGAAUUGUUGGACGCUGGAGGGGACGAGGCAUUGGAUGCGCUCAUUGCGUACAGCGAGAGGCACUACGCUCGCGCAGAGAGGAUGCUGAUCGAGAGCGCGGUGCUAGACUACGUAGUGAACUUGAUGGGCGGGAGUGGCGAGGAAGGCGAGGCGGUCACGAAUGGCAACGGCGCGCAUGCGAGUGAGGACGGCGAGGGGAUGGACGAGGAUGACGAGAGCAGCGACGGAGAAGCUAGCGAGUUGGAUAGCAUGGACGAGGAUUGA
This is a messenger RNA of Jaminaea rosea, 2715 nucleotides long. Its product is annotated as WD40 repeat-like protein. Gene Ontology annotation, cellular component: nucleolus; small-subunit processome; 90S preribosome. The transcript has 2 exons. Gene Ontology annotation, biological process: endonucleolytic cleavage to generate mature 5'-end of SSU-rRNA from (SSU-rRNA, 5.8S rRNA, LSU-rRNA); endonucleolytic cleavage in 5'-ETS of tricistronic rRNA transcript (SSU-rRNA, 5.8S rRNA, LSU-rRNA). The record is from RefSeq and is a predicted model, not a curated record. Gene Ontology annotation, molecular function: protein binding; U3 snoRNA binding. NCBI's taxonomy places the organism in Eukaryota, Fungi, Basidiomycota, Exobasidiomycetes, Microstromatales. The coding region runs from base 1 to 2715 and encodes 904 amino acids.